This is a messenger RNA of Trypanosoma theileri, 1008 nucleotides long. Its product is annotated as phosphatidylinositol N-acetylglucosaminyltransferase subunit C. The coding region runs from base 1 to 1008 and encodes 335 amino acids. Lineage: Eukaryota; Euglenozoa; Kinetoplastea; Trypanosomatida; Trypanosomatidae. Gene Ontology annotation, cellular component: membrane; glycosylphosphatidylinositol-N-acetylglucosaminyltransferase (GPI-GnT) complex. Gene Ontology annotation, biological process: GPI anchor biosynthetic process. The record is from RefSeq and is a predicted model, not a curated record. The transcript has a single exon.
AUGUCUGUAGAUCGAUCUCGUGCUCACGUUUCCACCAGCAGUGAUGAAGUCUCUGUGACUUCUCAACAGUGGGGAUCUCCUACAGCCGGUGUAGUUCGUGGUUGGCGUAAAGUAUUAUAUGAACGACAACCAUAUGAAGAUAACUAUGUGGAUCCAGCACAGUUUAUGCAGGAUUUACGACAAAAUGUAAAUUUAAAAACAUAUGAGUAUGGAAAGGUCGUAAUGGAUACAUUUGUGAUUGUACAACAAUUAUCAUUUGUUGUAUUUUUUUUGUUUGUAUUUGCCAUGAUAUUGACAGAACGAUUAAAUGCAUAUGUAUUAUUAUGGAUUAAUGCCACUUUAUUCGCUCUUUCAUUUGUAUUUUAUGUGCAUUUACGACGUCAAUUGGCUUUAGAGUGUGGUGAAAACCCAACACCAUUAAUGCAGCACGUGGUGGAGUUAGGAAGACAAGUUCUUCCUUUAGUUGCGAUAUUAGUAUUACUUUCACCGGCUUUACAAACAUUAACAGUCACUUAUAGUAAUGAUACAAUUGUUGCACUUAGUACCUUUGCCAUGUGUUUACAUGUUUUACGAACAGAUUAUAAUUAUCUUAACUGUUAUACAGAGAAGUAUCAACAAAAUGUAGCUAUUAAUGCAGCUACCUUUGGUACUAUUUUAAUGGCUUCUCGUAUUCAAAGUCCUUUUCAUAGUGGAGCUCUUAUUACCUUUGGUAUUCUCUGCUUUACCCUCUCACCUAUUCCUAGACAUCAUCUUAAACGUACUUCGUUAACUGCACAUGUGGGUUUAACAUUUGCCUUAUGUGGACUUGCGGCGGGUUGUUUAAUACAAAUUCCAAUGUUGGCAGUGUUGUAUUGUUUACUUGUGGUGUUGGUGUCAUUAGUAAUUCCAUGGUGUUUUUUAACAUUGCAUGGAAGUAUGAAAAAACAAAUUAAUGGACCAUGGGAUGAGGCGAAACCCACCAAUAGUGCAGCGGCAGCAGAAUGGGCUAAUGCAGGUUUGCUACGGUAA